This is a messenger RNA of Hippopotamus amphibius kiboko, 5357 nucleotides long. RefSeq names its product ubiquitin specific peptidase 45 (gene USP45). NCBI's taxonomy places the organism in Eukaryota, Metazoa, Chordata, Mammalia, Artiodactyla, Hippopotamidae. The record is from RefSeq and is a predicted model, not a curated record. The coding region runs from base 2644 to 5094 and encodes 816 amino acids. The transcript is spliced from 18 exons. Gene Ontology annotation, biological process: protein deubiquitination. Gene Ontology annotation, molecular function: zinc ion binding; cysteine-type deubiquitinase activity.
GACGCGGCCGCGCGGCGCGGCAGGGAAUUGAAGAAGAAAGCUACACAGAUAAGUGACUGCUGAAUAGUGGGUUACUGUCCAAAAUGACUCUGUGUGUUUAGACAUACUGCAUGUGUUAGAAAGAUCACUGGAAAUUGACUCUACAUUGCCAAGUUAAGUUUGAGUCAGUGUUUUUGAAAAAAGACAUAGGUCUUUUAUAAAUUUUAGGUCAACUGUCUGGUUCUUUUGGUUGUUCUGCUAGUGUUAGCUAUGUGUUAUUACUCAUCUUUAUCAAGAGUUACCUGUGCAGGGGGUGUAAAAAUGUGACCAGUUUCUCAUGGGCCAUUUUUCUUGGAUUCUCCUAGUUAUGCCUAUCUCUUUUCAGGACAUCAAGUUAAAAUAGUUGGAGGUAAGUUUGUAAGUUUGGGGGUAGAAAGAUCAGAUCUGCCAUCUGAUUAUGUCUCUUUUCUCUCAGUAAAGUAGUAGACCAGAUGAUAUUUGCAGGAGUAGGGAGAGGAGGAGUUGGAGGUUUGAGAGAGUUAAAAAUAUUUCAAAAGGCUCUGUGAGGAGUAUAUAAGUAAGUUGGCCAGAAACUUUCUUCAGCCUAUUUGGAGGCCUUCAUGGAGAAAGUGGUUAAUUGAGUUCAUCUAGGAUUGGGGUUCUGUUAGAGGGGUGAUGUAGUAGUCCUUCUAGGCACACGUAUUCUGUUCUUUGUGGGUACAUGAUAAGGUUGUGCUCUUUGUACACUGCACCCCCCAUGCCCCUCCCCCUUUUAUCUUUUUGAAGUUAAAUGUAGCCAUAUGACUUGCUUUGUCCAGUAAAAUAUAAGCAGACAUGUGUCACUUGCAAGUGAAGCUUUAAGAAUGAGCACUUGAUUUGCCACUUCCUUUCCUCCCUUCCCUGCUCCAGCGAUCAUGGAAGCACUUGUUGAAAUGCAGCCUGUCAGCCUGGGCACUAAAGGAAUAUUGGAGUGGCUGAGGAAGCAAGCUGGCUGAACUCGAAGUUGUGAUCAGAGAAUGGAAUACUUGAGUUAGUAAUUUUGCAAGUUAGAACUGUAGGGAUAAGUGGAUGAGGCAGUCUGGAGGGUAAAGACAGUCAGAAAUGAAGCAGUCAAGGAACUUGGAGACCUUCUGCAUCUCUAACCCUGAAGGCCUUAAUUUAUUGCAGCUUUGUUCAACAGUGAUGACCCUUGGACUUAAGGAAAUGGCUCUUAACGUGGUAAACUCAAAAACUUCCUUGUGUGGAACGUGGUACGACUAAAUCAGGGUUCAGAAUUUAUUAUUGAAUUGAAAGAUUCUUCCACCUUGAUCAAUGAAAGCAAAUAAACAAAUAACCAUGAAAAUUACAUAAUAGCUUAGCCAUGGAGAAGCAUGGUAUUAGGUAGGAUUUAGGAUAUAAUGGUUUAGAAAAAUGCGUUAACUUGUAUCUAAAAUCUUUAGAAUUAACUUGAAUUUUUAAGAAAUAUAAGGGAUUUCUUAAAAAGAUAUUUAGAGGUAAAUAACACUGUGAACAAAGAGAUAAAUUGGGUGUGGGACAUUAUACAACUUUGCUGUUGAAAGUUUGGUCUAUGGACCCCAGCAAUGGGUUCCUGCUGGGAGCUUUUUAGACAGGCAGACUCUCAGGUCCUGUGCUAGACUUGAAUCAAAAUCCACAUUUUAACAAGAUCUCCAGUUUGACUGAUGCACAAUUCUGAUCUCUUAAAAAGCCAGUGCCUUAGAAAAGUAAGACACUAUCAGUUUUCCAUUUCUUAUGGGAAGAACAUUUGUAGACUAAAAGAUACUAACUGACAUAACCAAUACAAAAUGCAAACCUUGAUUGACUCCUUAUUCAGAAAACCAGUAUAGAAGACACUUUGGGACAGCUGAAGAAAUUAGAAUAUGAUACAAUAUGAGAUGAUAUUAAGGAGUUACUGUUAAUUUUCUUAGAAGUGAUAAUGAUGUGAUUGUAUAGGAGAAUCUCCUUGAGGGAUAUAUGCUCUCUGCAACUUACUUUUAAAUAGUUCAACAAAAACAAACAUACUAACAUACAUGUGUAGAUAUGUCUAUAUACACAUUGAUAUUUAGCUAAAACAAACAUGGCAAAAUGCUUUAGAUGUGGAAUCUAGAUAGUAUAUGGGUGUUCAUUAUACAGUUCUUUUAACUUUUGUGGCAGUUUAAAAUUUUUCAUAAUAAAAAAGUGGAGAAAAAACUCACAAAAAAAAUGCAAGAGCUUUUUAAGAUAAAAAUGUAUUUCUCUUCUCCGUAGUCCAGUGCUGGGUUGUACAGUGCAGGUAGGGUGGCUCUAGUGUGCUUGGUACUUGGCUUUCAUCCGUGGCCCAUUGUGGCUUCUCCAGCUCCUUCUGUCUCCUAGGCUGGCGAAACGGAAGAAAGGGCAAGGGGAGCGCAGGAACCAGAAGCAGCAUAAAGUUUAGGUUUUUUUUUAAUUCACCUGGACGUCAUACAUGUAGGGAACCGCUGAUAAAAGUCAAUUGUAAUGUGUCAUUUGUAUAUUGGUUUAAUAAAGAUUUCUUUGGUUUCAGCUGGUAUUCCCUUUUCCUCUGUUAAUUUACUAGGCCCAUUAAACUUGAAGUCAUUUCCAUUCUAAUAUGCAUUAAGUGAAAUACAUAAAAUUUUGAUUUUGACGAUUAAUGUGUAUUCCCCCCGCAAUCUUUUCAGUAAAUAACAGAUGCGGGUGAAAGAGCCAUCCAAAGCUUUACCCGAGAAAGCCAAAAGAAGUAAAAGGCCUACUAUACCUCAUGAUGAAGACUCUUCAGAUGACGUUGCUGGUUUCACUUGCCAACAUGUAAGUCAUGCUAUCAGUGUGAAUCAUGUGAAAAGAGCAAUAGCUGAGAAUCCGUGGUCAGUUUGCUUGGAAUGUUUAAAAGAAAGAAAAUUCUGUGAUGGACAGCCAGUACUUCUUUCUGAUAUUUGGUUGUGCCUCAAGUGUGGUUUUCAGGGAUGUGGUAAAAACUCAGAAAGUCAGCAUUCACUGAAGCACUUUAAGAAUUGGAGAGCAGAGCUUCAUUGUAUUGUAAUUAAUCUGAGCACAUGGAUCAUAUGGUGUUAUGAGUGUGAUGAAAAAUUAUCAACACAUUGUAAUAAGAAGGUUUUGGCUCAGAUAGUUGAUUAUCUCCAGAAACAUGUUUCUAAAACACAAACGGAUGCAUUUUCUGGAAUCAUAAAACUUUGUGAAGAAAAAUGUGAAACAGGUGAAAAAAAUAAGGGAAGAAAAGGCAGCAGUGUAACAUCUGUAAAAGGAAUUACGAAUUUAGGAAAUACUUGUUUUUUUAAUGCAGUCAUACAGAAUUUGGCACAGUCUUACAUUCUUACUGAAUUGAUGGAUGAGAUCAAAGAACAUGGUACAAAACUCAAGAUUGUUCCUUCCUCAGACUCUCAACUGGACCCAUUAGUGGUGGAACUUUCAAGCCCUGGACCAUUGACCUCAGCCUUGUUCCUGUUUCUUCACAGCAUGAAGGAGACUGAAAGAGGACCGCUUUCUCCUAAAGUUCUUUUUAAUCAGCUUUGUCAGAAGGCCCCUGGAUUUAAAAGUUUUCAACAACAGGACAGUCAGGAGCUUCUUCAUUAUCUGCUGGAUGCAGUGAGGACAGAAGAAACAAAGCGAAUACAAGCUGGCAUUCUAAAAGCAUUUAACAACCCAACUACUAAAACUGCUGAUGAUGAAACUAGAAGAAAAGUCAAAGCAUAUGGAAGAGAAGGUGUGAAAAUGAACUUCAUAGAUCGUAUCUUUAUUGGUGAAUUAACUAGCACGGUCAUGUGUGAAGAAUGUGCAAAUAUCUCCACGGUGAAAGAUCCUUUUAUUGAUAUUUCACUUCCUAUAAUAGAAGAAAGGGCUUCAAAACCUGUACUUUUGGGAAGAAUGAGUAAAUAUAGAAGUUUACAGGACACAGAUAAUGGUCAAUACAAUGGCACUGUUGCUACAGAAAAUACUCAUCAACCUAGAGCCACCAAGAAGCAUUCUUCAUCUAAAGAUAAGAAUCAACUAAUUCAUAGCAGAAAACGUACAAGAAAAUUGUCGUGUGGAGAAGAUAAAGCUGUUGUCAUAUACCAGGAAAAUGAAAACCCUGAAAUGAAUAGAGACUCUUCAUUGUUUGCAAGCAUCAUGAAGACUGAGUCAGCUCUGACUGAAAGCCCUGCCGACGGCAGUGAAAAAGAAGCCAGCCUUUCUGAGAGCAGCGCAGAUGCUGACAGCGAGGCUUCAGAGUCUGAGAGUGCUCCCAGGCAGACCUUGUUGUUGAGAUCCAGCAGUGGGUACUGUGUGCACACAAAUGGACACCUUCGCCAUCCAUCACAGAGUGAACCAUUCACCAAGGAGAGUGACAGCGGUGAUGAGGGAGUGGCGGAAGCUAUUUCCGAACUUCAUUUGAGCAGGACUGUAACUGGAGAAAGGGAUUCUGACAGGGAAAAUCAGCCACUAAACGUUUCCAAUAAUUUGUGUUUUUCAGAGGACAAGCACACGGUUUCUCACAGCCCCCAAAGUGCUUUUCAGACCCUUUCUGAGAGCUAUAUAACCACUUCUAAAGAAUGUUCAGUUCAGUCCUGUCUCUGUCAGUUUACAUCUUUGGAAUUACUAAUGGGGAAUAACAGGCUUCUGUGUGAGAACUGUACCGAAAAGAAACAGAAGUACCCAAAGGAAACCAGUUCUGCAGAAAAGAAAGCAGAAGGGGUUUAUACUAAUGCCAGGAAGCAAUUGCUCGUUUCUGCUGUUCCAGCUAUCCUAAUUCUCCAUCUUAAAAGAUUUCAUCAGGCUGGCUUGAGUCUUCGCAAAGUGAACAGACAUGUAGAUUUUCCACUUAUGCUUGACUUAGCACCAUUCUGUUCUGCUACUUGUAAGAAUGUAAAUGUGGGAGAGAAAGUUCUCUACGGUCUCUAUGGCGUAGUGGAGCAUAGUGGUUCCAUGAGAGGAGGCCACUACACCGCUUACGUGAAAGUGAGAACACCCUCUAGGAAAUUACUGGAACAUAUCACUGGGAAGAAAAAUGUGCCUGGUUUGAAAGAGCCUGCUAGUGAAUCAGCAGGCCAGUGGGUCCAUGUCAGUGACACUUACGUGCAGGUGGUUCCGGAAUCAAGAGCACUUAGUGCACAAGCGUACCUUCUUUUUUAUGAAAGAAUAUUAUAAUUAUUUGUUAAUUAUUAAUAGUAAUGAUUAUUUAGAUCACUUUUAUUUAAAUGCUGCAGAGAUAACCACAACAUGCAAUGUGCCUUUGUAGUCUUUUCUGUAGGAAUAGCAUGUCCCUCAAAUGAGCCUGAACAUUUUUACCAUUUUGGUGAAUCCUUUUAAAGUAAAUUAAGUUUACUAAAUAAAUGCUUUCAAAACUAUAGUCUUAAAAUAAAUAUAAACACAUGUUUUUAAAAACAUAUUUGUCCUGGGAAAAAAAACAA